AUGGCGGAAAAGCUACUAACAGGCUCAGCCCUGACGUUCGUGAGGCAAGAAAGGUGUACGAAGACGUGGUUGAAGUCUAAAAACGCCUUGAAAGACGAGUUCGAGCAUGUGGUGAGCGAUCAACAAAUUCACCGCGAGCUGGGGCCAAGGAGGAAGAAAUCCGACGAGACCUUGCAGCAAUACAUGUACAAUAUGCGCGAGAUUGAGGCACAAGGAAUAGUAGAUACGAAAUCUUUGAAGCGGUUCAAGCAGUAUGAGGCGAUAAGAGAUAUGAAGACGAAAACAAAAAUCGUGGAACGAAAGGAUGAUAAAGAAAGACGACCGGAAGAAAAGAAUAGUCCAAAGCGGAAGCCGACGGAUAGUGAAAAGCGGAAGUGUUAUACUGCCGUGUUAAUCCAAAAGGGCGUAUCUGCAAUUUUAUCAGAAACGACGUACGAGACCACCCAGGACACGGACGGAUUAUUUACGGAGACUGCCAAGCUCAAUGUUCGGCUAACGAGAGGCGAUUUAAAGGCGCGUUACGAAUGUCGGGUUGCCAGCGACGCUCUCCAACGACCGAUGAUGGCUUAUCUCGACAUGGAAGUGCUCGUGCGGCCCUCAGACAUGAAACUUGAAUAUCAGGAGCAGGUUGUUCAGGGUAACGACGUUCUGAUUAUAUGCGAUGUUUUCGGCGCAAACCCCGCGGCGGACGUCAAAUGGUUCAACAACUCUAAGCCCAUCACGAAUGAAAGCCUUGUUCAUACCGUGCCCGAGGCGAUGCCGAUUCUCACUAAAAUUGAGGAUAACCGGAACGGGACGUUCACGACGAAAAGCCAGCUGCAGUUCAGGGCGACCCGAUACGACAACGGCCAAAUUUUCCACUGCUACGCCGAGAAUUCGGUCAUACGCAACAAGACCGCGCUCUUCCACAGGCAGGUCCUGAUCCAGGUGAAAUAUGCUCCGGUCGUUUCCGUGAGUCCGGAGAAUACGACGACGAACGAAACGGCGCAGAACAUACUGAUCGGGUGCAGAUACACGGCGAACCCCUUGGAGCUUAAGGCGGUUUAUUGGAUGAAGAACGGCAAGAAUUUGACUUUAAAUAGGGAGAAGUACGAGGGUGGGACGCCGCUGCAUCCGCCCCUUAUAAUCAAGAAUGUAACGCGAGACGAUAUGGGGGAGUACGUCUGCGCGUGUAUGAACGACGUCGGAUUAUCCGAGUCGGAAAACUCGGCGUACCUGAACGUGCAAUAUCCCCCGACGGUUGAGGUAAUCAUGGACCCGGAGGCCCCCGUCAAAGCGGUUGACGGGGUUAACGUGACCGCAAUGUGUAACGUGGUCGCGGGUAAUCCUCCGACUCUUCUAAAGGUACGAUGGUUUCUGGGCGACGAUCUUCUGAAGGAGCUGCCCGAGUGCAAUUACACUUCGAACGACGUGGACGGUUACGGGGGGCUCUACUGUAACGUGGACCCUAGUAUUCUCAGCUUGGUUACCGUCGACCAAAGUUUUGCGGGCAAUUAUACUUGCAGAGGGAUGAAUAUUUACGAUUGGGGGGCUCAGUCGGAGCCGACCGAAUUGGUUGUUUACUACCCCCCAAGCGGCGCGAAGCUGACUUACACCCCAUCCAAGGUGAUAAAGCGGGGACAGGUCGACCUUCACUGCUCCGUCGAGCACGAGGGCCGGCCCAAGAACCUCACCUACAUCUGGUACCGCGGAAUUCACAAAAUGUCCGGGGAGACCUCGUCGAAAUUGACGAUCAACCCCGUCAAGCUAGACACGCGGAACAACUUCACGUGCUCGGCGAGUAACGAGGGAGGAAUCAGCGAUUCGUCGACUGUUUUCAUUAACGUGUCGGCCCCUCCUACGUUUAUCACUCCCCUAACCUACCAGCACGUCAGAAGCUUUCAGCCGAACAUGUCGCUGACGUGCCGAGUCGAGUGCUCUCCCCUCUGCUACAUAUCCUGGUUCAAAGAGAACGAGCAAAUUGACACGCGGAACACUAAGCUCUACGACAUCAAAACCACGAUUCGGGACGCGAACGGAAAGACCGGCGACUUUGAGUCGAUCGAGUCCACUUUGAUUUGGAACGUCGACGCCUGGCCGACGCAUCCCUUCGCCAAAACCGCCCCAACCGUCCACUACAUGUGCAUCAGCUCCUCGAACGGUUUCGGCAACGGGGUCAACGCCUCCGUUCCGGUGGAAGUAGAAUAUCCCCCCGAAAACCUGACCCUCACCAACUACACCGUCUCGGUAGUCGAGGGCAAGUACCCGCCCGAGGUUUUCUGCACCGGAAAGGGCUUCCCCCACCUGCACUACUUCUGGAGGAGGCAGAACUCGAGCAAAAUCCUCUCGUACACGCAGGCGCUAACGUUCGAAACACCCGUCUCGAGAUCUCAAUCGGGCAGCUACGUCUGUGAGGCGAAUAACACGCAUGGAAUCGCUCAGGCUGUGUUGCACUUAGAAGUUCAAUAUCCUCCCCAGUGCGUAAUCACGAAGGGGGAGUACAACGGGAACCCCGCGCUCCUGUGCAUCGUCGACGCGAACCCCGACAAGGUGGCGUUCACGUGGAAGAUACAGGGGGCGAACGACUCGCUCGACGAGCCGCUCAACACGCGCCAGGAGGGAGUGCGCGGCUUCCUGCUGUUGCACUCCGGCGUCGAAACGCUCCGCACCUACCAGUGCUUCGCGACUAACAGCGCCGGAACCGGCUCCAGGUGCAUCAUCGACGUUACCGCCUAUCAGGAGCAAAGUAGUCAAGUGGGAGCUCCAGGGGAGGCGGCGCGCUGGUGGCACGUCUUCGGCACCGGCAACAACGUGAUACUCAUCGUGAUCGUCGUGGGCAUCAUUCUAUGCGCCAUCUUCGUGUGCAUCAUCAUCAUAAUCAUCAUCUGCGUCUGCAAGAGGAGGAGGGCGCGGAACAAAUAUAACAAUCCGGUGGAGAUGGAGGAGCGCGAAAAGCCCGACGGUUAUUCUCCCGACGUAGCCGCUCGUGCGAAAUGGCCGCUGAAACCCGGCGUUUUGGUACACGUGAAUUCGAUGCGAAACUUAAACAUGUGCCAAAGCACCGAGUCGUCGCCGCCCCCGCCCUUGAUUAAAACGUCAAAUAAUAAGUACGCAAGAGGCAAGAGCAAGGUUUAUGCCAGAUUGGGGAAGUUGCGGGACAUUUUAGGAUUCGGCGACCACGAGCUGGUUCCGAGCGGAAUCUACCACAGUCCUGGAGGAGUAGUGACGUUUAAGAGGUUUAAUAAUCCGCCAUCGCGCCCGGAAAUCCAGCCGACCGUAGCCUCGAGGAAACGAAAACGGCCAGGUUACGUGCCAAACCAAUCUAUUAUAGCAGAUAGGGACAGAUUGGGGGGACACGACGGCUUAACGGAGCCCCUUACUCCCGAAAAGGGUUUCUACGAGAAUCUUCCCUUUCAUGGUAUCCAAACCCCUCCGAAUAAACCUAUUUCGAUUAUAACGCCGUUUAUGAAGGGCAACGCCGGAAACGUCCCCAAUUCCUUCAGCCCACCCCUAAAAAUCCAACAGUAUCGUCCUGUGCACAGUGCUAAGCCGAACUCGCGCGUAAUUCGUCCCGUCCAAAGGCACCAGUCGUUUCACGGAUUUGGUACCGAGAGCCCCCUACCGAAGCCAGGUGAACUACCACCCUCCGUGCCCUACAGAUUCCCACACGCGUCAUCUGGGAACUGUAACUAUGGAAGUUUCGCCGAUUUGUCGUACCAGAAGCAUCGCGUCAUUGGCAGACGCGAGCAGCUCAAAGUAACGAGUGAAAAUUCGGUCAAUACCAUAAAAUCAACACAACCCCCCAGCGCGAACGAAAAACGCUUCGGGUCGUUGGAACUGAAAAAGCACAAAUGCUACUCGCCCACCUUUUAUUCCAUGAGGUGUAAAAAGCACUCAAAGGGACGCUCUUUAAUUUACGCCGUACCGAAAAAAGUAGACGCCGCGUCAGCCGAUAUCAAAGACGGCAUACAAAUAAUGGGGCAAAAUACCGGACUGACAGAAACACCGAAACCUGCCCCGCGUUGCAAGCGACAUCGAAAAAAUUCGUGCCACGUAUACGAAAACGUAUCCUCCUUAAAGGGGGAUCCCGAAAACUUGGAUAGCUCAAAUAACAGCUCCGAGAACGGGGUCGAGAUAUCUGUCACCGAGGCUUUAGUGCACACCGACGAUAGUGCAAAUCCCAUCCCCAUCCCUCAAAUGCCCCUCAUCGACAAGUGGACGCCCGCAACUAACCAGAACGCUUUUUAUACAUUAACAACGCCCCAUUAUAAGCACGUAGCCAGUCCCCAAAUAUCUCAGCAACAGUACGCGGCCACGAUUCCGCAUCAAAAACACAUGAAGCUCCUGCCGAGAUCGCUAUUUCAAGACCAGCAGAUUUCGAAGAGCAAAUCGUUCUCCACCCGAACCAAGCAGAAGAAGCACUUCCAGAUCCCGCUGCAGAAGUGCCACAGUUUUAAGUUCCAAACGGCCGAAAGCUACUUUCAGCCGAUCAAGAACGUUCACGAGGAGAACCUGAUGCGAAACGGCUACGUGUCCGAUUUCGGUCCCGGCUAUAACGACCGGGAGCACGGUCGCUCGCACAAGCGGGACAAGUACAAAAAUAAGGGUCCGCUCGUGCUGAGAAGACCGAGCGAGUACCAGGAGAACUCGUCGAGCGAGCUGCACAAGAUGGUACAGCUGCAGUACCCUCAGCCGCUCUACACGAAAAACAAAUCAAACACGAACCGACCAAAUGGUAUUGUAUACGCCGAUUUAGAUAUGCCUAAAAGUAGUAAUAGUAGUAGUAAGAAAGGGGCGCAGGUGAGCAGCCCGCACUCGCAAUUACCAAAAACCAAACCAAAGACUGAAUACGCGACUCUCAACUUUAACGAAGUCGGAAAGGAGAUCGACGUUUAACAGUAGCGCCCUCUGCACUUGUGUCAGCCCUUCAAGCCGGAAUUCAGCGAUCUGGUUUACGCUGACGUCGAUUAUCGUUCCUACGGACCUAUAAAUUACAAGGCAGCAUCAUUGAAUGCCCUCGCAUCCAAAAA
Molecule: messenger RNA, 5009 nt
Organism: Photinus pyralis (common eastern firefly)
Lineage: Eukaryota; Metazoa; Arthropoda; Insecta; Coleoptera; Lampyridae
Exons: 24
Coding region: 1-4875 (1624 amino acids)
Source: RefSeq, a predicted model, not a curated record